AUGAUUCUGAAGGAUCUGGAGACUGCAGAUAAAGUUCUUAAAAAAGAGCCAGACGAGACGCCGCCAUCAUCCGUUGACGCAUCACCUCUACAGGUUAAUAUACCUCCGUCAACUGGGCGAUCCAGUGUAACGAGUGGUCCCAGUCCUUAUGCAUCUCCUUUAACUGGUGGUCUACUACAAGGCGGUAGCCUUCCCCACCCCUUACAUCUCAAUGGUGAUCUUGGAACAUUGCCUCCAGGACUUGAUUUUGCGGCUGCAAUUGCUGCUGCUGCUUCGUCCAGUCAGAAUUCUGCUCUUACUGUCGGAGCAGGUUCAUCUGGGCUCCCAAUGAGUCAUGAUGGUCAUGUGAUCAAACCUGUUAGUGGAAUGGAUACUUCAUCAUUCUCAGAAUGGCAUUCUCCUUUGUUGUCCGGGUACAUCAGUUCACCUUCACCGACUAUGGCUGCAGGUUCACGUAGUUCAAUGGGUGGCUGCAGUGGUGGUGGUGAGGAUGAGUCGACGAGGAAAAGGCAAGUACGAUUGCUGAAAAAUCGUGAAGCCGCUAAGGAGUGUCGCCGCAAGAAGAAGGAGUACGUGAAGUGUUUAGAAAGCAGGGUUGCUGUACUUGAGAACCAGAACAAGGCAUUAAUUGAGGAGCUGAAAACCCUGAAGGAGCUCUAUUGUCGGAAAGAGAAGUCAGAUAUUUAA
Molecule: messenger RNA, 687 nt
Organism: Haemonchus placei
Lineage: Eukaryota; Metazoa; Nematoda; Chromadorea; Rhabditida; Trichostrongylidae
Source: the annotation of a GenBank genome assembly